This is a messenger RNA of Anguilla rostrata (American eel), 958 nucleotides long. Its product is annotated as ubiquitin-conjugating enzyme E2 B-like. Gene Ontology annotation, biological process: DNA repair; protein polyubiquitination; proteasome-mediated ubiquitin-dependent protein catabolic process. The record is from RefSeq and is a predicted model, not a curated record. The transcript is spliced from 6 exons. The coding region runs from base 143 to 601 and encodes 152 amino acids. Gene Ontology annotation, cellular component: HULC complex. Lineage: Eukaryota; Metazoa; Chordata; Actinopteri; Anguilliformes; Anguillidae. Gene Ontology annotation, molecular function: ubiquitin conjugating enzyme activity.
UCUGUUUCCUUUUUCUGGAUCCCAUGACGUCAUCAUAGUUGUUUGGUAGAAGAAAAGACCUAAGAAAUAGAACCGUCAAAAAUAUACGGUGUCCGACGCAGUUUUAUGGUUAAAAUAACAAAUUUCGCGUUCUGAAGUAGCAAUGUCUACCCCAGCUAGAAGACGACUCAUGAGAGAUUUCAAAAGACUUCAAGAGGACCCUCCUGCUGGUGUGAGUGGAGCUCCCUCGGAAAACAACAUUAUGCUGUGGAAUGCAGUCAUAUUCGGACCUGAGGGAACCCCAUUUGAGGAUGGAACUUUCAAGCUUGUGAUUGAGUUUUCAGAAGAGUACCCAAACAAGCCUCCAACAGUGCGGUUCAUCUCAAAAAUGUUUCACCCAAAUGUUUAUGCAGAUGGGAGUAUAUGUUUAGACAUCCUUCAGAAUCGUUGGAGCCCAACAUACGACGUCUCAUCCAUUUUAACAUCCAUCCAGUCUCUCCUGGAUGAGCCUAACCCCAACAGCCCGGCCAACAGCCAGGCGGCCCAGCUGUACCAGGAGAACAAGCGGGAGUACGAGAAGAGGGUGUCUGCCAUCGUGGAGCAGAGCUGGAAAGACUCCUAACAGCGGAGCGGCCAUCUUUUCCCGCCAUGUUUAAAUUCAUUCUUUUCAUUUACCUCAUCCACAAACCAAGGCAACAGCAGAACAACUUUUAAGUGCCACAAGGAAAAAAUAGGGACUUUUACUUGCCAACAUGUUUAAAAAAAGAGAAAAGAAAAAAAGAAGCAGCCUUUUGAGGUUUGUGUUAUUAUUGUUCAUUUUUUAUUGCAUGAUGUGAAAUAAGUUAUUGCUAACAGAACUGUAAUAUAUCUGUGUUGGGUUGAUGGUGCUCUUCAGCUUCUACACAAAACUUAUUUUUAAAUGUUUUUUUUUCUUGGUUUGAACAGCAUUGGUUGUUAAAGAGUGUUUGUGUCUCACUGA